Messenger RNA from Pyricularia oryzae 70-15, 3345 nucleotides. RefSeq lists its product as uncharacterized. Lineage: Eukaryota; Fungi; Ascomycota; Sordariomycetes; Magnaporthales; Pyriculariaceae. The record is from RefSeq and is a predicted model, not a curated record. The coding region runs from base 1201 to 2685 and encodes 494 amino acids. The transcript is spliced from 2 exons.
CUUUUUGCCAUGGAUAUGCUACGCAUCCAACUUGCUAUGUCUCCUAAUCAAGGCACCAAGCAACUAUGACAAGACGGCGUGAAAGCCGUUGACUGGUGUAGGCUGUUCGUCUGCCUUGUCUGCCCCCAUGCAGGGGCAAUGACGGUUCGUUUCUGGUUUUUUACCACGACUCUGGAACAAUUGGACGGAAGCCCGUCCCCAUCCAGCCAGCUUUUGGUCUUCCCCUCCUCGCUCCAUUUACCCCCUUUGAUUGCGACGCUGUUCACCCAGAGGUUGCUCUUGUCUGUGCUUGCUCUCGAUACGAAAUAGCGGAAACAGACGAUAGGGUCAGAGGAAAACUGAAUUCCCCGAGGCCCGCUUGCGGAUCUGGGGACACACACUCAAUUCGAGAUCGUUCCUUGCGCUUGUUCGUUUAAUUCUUGUCUCUUCUUUUUCUCCUUCUGGUUGGUUCUGUUUUCUGCCACAUCCAGAACAACGAACGCAUCUUCCCGUCCGUUCGUCAGACAUGUCGUCGACUUUGAGCAUCCCUGUGGCUCUCGUCGCUCGAUGUCUUUGACGAUCCAUUCCUUUUUUAUUCUUCUCUUGAUCUGAUUAUCUAUUCAUUUGUUUGUUUCCUUGGGUGCGAGCGCUCAGUGUUUCUUUUAAUCUUUAUUGAUACCCGGACCAUUAGAUCUCUUGGGGUUGCCUUGAACAUCCUAUUGUUGACUGGCUCUGGGAGCGUCACUUGUUUUGUCGAUUUUCUCACUACAUCCUGUACAUUCCACACAUUUCAACACCCUGCCUACCUGUCGUUACUCCCUUACCAUCCGAGACAACAAUCAGCCUCGUCAUAUAAUACUCCCUAGGACGCCUAUGUUUACAUAUUGGGACUUCUCACCCUCAGCCGAUCAUCCGAUAUCGACACGAGUUUUCCAUAACCUUACACGACAACGCCGGGCUGACGACCAUUCUAAAUCUUUACCUAUUCCUGCGCUUUGGCCCGAUCCGAACGGACGGUAUUUGCAAUUCCGGCUUUGUUAGGACCGGAAAACCAUCAGACGGUCAUACUUCACAACGAGAUCAGAAAGACUUUGGAAUGCGCCCGGAUUUCUUGGCGUGCAAAGCUAUUCGAACUUUGAUCGAGUCAAACGAGAGGAGUCGGUCCCGGCAAACCGCACCAGGCUUCCAUAUAAGUCAUUCUGCAGCAAACAGUACAUUAAUAUGUCUUUUUCCAUGAGGAACUGGAUGCGGAGUAGCACCGUCAUCGCGCCCGCUCCAGAACAGGCCGUUGGGGAUGUCGAACCGCAACAGGAACCCUCACGACCUCAACCGCAACCGCAACCGCAUCCCACUUCUCCCAUGCCUCCCUCACAACAGCCAGAGAUGGAGGAGCGGCGAGGCGCAAAUGCCCCUGGCAGAUGGCGUUUCUCGCGCUCUACGAUUCCUUCAUUCUUUGGAGGUAGGAGGGACUCCCAACAGGGGCUACCGCAUCAUCAGCAGCAGCAGCAGGCGGAGAUGCCCCGUCCCACGAGCAGCCACUAUUCGGAGGUCGAAUCACCCAAGUCUCCGCACUUCGCCCUUGGCAUGCCACCGCUGCCCAGCACCCGCCUGCACCUCCCGAACCUCGCACGGACAUGGAGCCACGGUACCAACGGGCCCCCGUCGCGCCCCGGGACCUCUCGUGCGCCGAUGCCGCCGCUGAUACAGGUGCAUGGUGUUGACAACAGGCCUCCUUCGUUGGUGGACGGACCCAUGUUCCCCGAGGUGGCGUCUCCCAGGGCUGCUCAUAUUCCCCAACGUCCAAGGAGGUCCGAGGAGACCUCGUCUGGUGAAUCUACCGAUCAAGCGGCAGAACCGGGCCACGAGAGGAGACGCCAUCGCCACCACCACAGGAGGGAAAACGAAACAGAGGAAGAGCGCCGGCAGAGGAGACGGGAAAGGCAUCGGAGACGGCGGGCGCGGGAACGGCGAGAGGCGCGCCCGACUCCCAAGCACUUUCUCGGGUGCUUCCCUUAUCCACAGUCCAAGCAUGUUCGGACACAACUGCUCAAGUGUUUCGUUUCAGGCACGUUUCUGGUGGCCCUCUUGAUAACCUAUCUCGCCCUCUUCCUGACCAAGAACAUGGCGACGUCCGAAUUCACCGUGCUCCUGGUGUUGAUCAUGCUCUUCACGGCCGUCAUCUUCCUGCACGGCAUGGUACGGCUGUGCUUGUACAUGCUCAAGACGCCGGCGGGCCGUCGCGAGCACGACGAGCGCUUGUCUGCCGAGGAGCACUCCAUCCUGCGCCGGAACCGCGCAGCAAUGCGACAGGCGUAUGCGCCCGGUGGGUAUGCCAUCCCGGAGCAGCCUAUCCGCGUCGUGCUGGCGCGAGACGAGGAGGCCGCAGGCAUUGAGAGCGAGACUACCAAGUACAAGCCGCCCGCGUACGGUCUCUGGCGAGAGAGCGUCCGCGUGGACCCGGACCGCAUCUACUGGCAGCGCAACGAACACCCGGCGCUGCGCGGCGGUGGCGAAUCAAGUAGCGAGGAGGAGGCAGGUACCACUGGAGUCAGGAGGCCGCCGUCAUAUGCGUCGGACGACGGUGUAAGCUAUGUCGUCGAGGCUAGGCCACGGAGCAUGGCGCCUACCACGGACGUGCCGCUCCCUCCGCAUCCUUCCGAGGCUGGCAGGGUUGGUACGCCGCCUUUGCCGAACCAGCGGUGGUGAGGUACGCAAAAGGUGUCGAUUACUAGUUAUCUAGCGUCUCUUUGCGCUUGUCUACUACAAUGUCAAAAAUAACAGCGCGGCAUGAUGCCUCGCUGGAUCUAUUCAACUAAUUACAUCUUUAUGGUGGCAUGUGAUUUUGAUUCUGGUUACCUGAUCUUGGGGUGUUGUGAUUUUGAGUGCAUGCUGGUCACAAAUGCAAUGUACAAAAAUAGACGUGGCUGCAGCCGAGUUCAUGCACCGGGCACAUGGCGGCGUAGUCUGGCGCCUAGAAGCAACUGAGAAACCAGUCCUUUUCUGUCGCGUUGGGCUAGAAACCUCCUUAGGUUCAUUCCUUGAUAGCUUGGCUGAAUGGCAUCCCUGAAUUAACGGUGCGCCAUUGUUCGACCAGCGAGGUCAUGCGGAGGUUUUUUCGUAGCGUGGCAAAGAAUGUGGCUUUAGAUUCUAGGCAGUAGCCUAAACCUUACCAACGACAAAGGGGGACUUGAAAGAUGCAAGGCUAUUCUUUGACAGGUCUUGUAAGUGAAGUAUGGUUAUAUUCAACCUCUAACUUUUAAGAUUUUAGUCCAAUAAGCCUACUGCUUACAUGGCAAAAGAACAUGCUCCCAAAAGGCAUUUGAAUCUUGGGAUAAAAAGUCGUUACUUUGUCGUGCAUCGAUCAUU